Messenger RNA from Fonsecaea multimorphosa CBS 102226, 621 nucleotides. RefSeq lists its product as uncharacterized. The record is from RefSeq and is a predicted model, not a curated record. NCBI's taxonomy places the organism in Eukaryota, Fungi, Ascomycota, Eurotiomycetes, Chaetothyriales, Herpotrichiellaceae. Bases 1 to 621 code for a protein of 206 amino acids. The transcript has 3 exons.
AUGGCGGCGCCGAGACGUGGCUUGCCCGCUCCAGCGGCGAAUGAGGAUCAAUCCAUGGACCCGCGUGUAGUCAACAGCGUUGGCCCAGCGCCGGCGACCAGCCAAGGCUCAACUCUCGUGGACUUCAGUCACGGCGACGCUGUCGAUCAGGAGUUUGCUUUUUUGGGCCCGCUCCUCGAAGCUGACAUCAACAGUGACUUUUCCUUCACCGAAUUCCUCGACAGCACCACUGACACCAACGCCUUUGGUUUUGCUGCCACUGGUCACGGUCCUGCUUUCACUGAGUACCCUGAUCCGUCAUUGUCUGAGAUCAACUCUUUCUUCAACAUGGAUAGCGCCAACCAGCCUGUGGGCUCAGGCGUUACCAAUGACUUGGCCUCGCAAGGUUUCGGUUCCCAGUUCGACGAAAGCUUCAACAUGGUGCUCCCAGAUGACCCACCGGUUUUUCCUCCUGGUUUCGAAUCAGCUGCAAAUGUCGCGGCUAGCACUCCAACCACAGGCAAUCCCGACAACCACUUGCCCUUGAAAGGUGUUGGUUCUCAGUUCGACGAAAGCUUCAACAUGGCGCGCCCAAAUGCUCCAACCGCAAACAUCUGGCCUGGCAAGUGCGCACCUGAUUGA